UUAGUGCCGGUCACGUGGUCGCGGAGCAACUCCCUAGCCGCCCCGCCCCGCCCGCCGGAGCUGUCCAGUCGCAGCCCAGCCGAAGACUGGAGGCGCCCGGGCCGCCCCAGGGGGAGCGCGCGUGCGCGUGGGGGGCUGACUGCGGGAGCGCCGGCAGCAAAGCGGCUCCCGCACUGGGGCCAGCAGGGGAACCCGCGGCCCGCCGAACCCGCUCCGGCCGCGAGAGGCGGGCUCCAGCCACGGUUCGCGCUCUCGCUCAGAGCCCCGCGCCCAGGUGGGAUGGAAGAAGCCUGUCAGGUGCAAACAACCAAGCGAGGUGAUCCUCAUGAGUUAAGAAACAUAUUCCUCCAGUAUGCCAGUACUGAGGUUGAUGGAGAGCAUUACAUGACCCCAGAAGACUUUGUCCAGCGCUAUCUUGGACUGUAUAAUGAUCCAAAUAGUAAUCCGAAGGUCGUGCAGCUCUUGGCAGGAGUAGCCGAUCAAACCAAGGAUGGAUUGAUCUCCUAUCAAGAAUUCUUGGCAUUUGAAUCUGUUUUGUGUGCUCCAGAUUCUAUGUUCCUAGUGGCUUUCCAGUUGUUUGACAAGAGUGGAAAUGGAGAGGUGACAUUUGAAAAUGUCAAAGAAAUUUUUGGACAGACUAUUAUUCAUCACCAUAUCCCUUUUAACUGGGACUGUGAAUUUAUCCGACUGCAUUUUGGGCAUAAUCGGAAGAAGCAUCUUAACUACACAGAAUUCACACAGUUUCUCCAGGAGCUGCAGCUGGAACAUGCAAGACAAGCCUUUGCACUGAAAGACAAAAGCAAAAGUGGCAUGAUUUCUGGUCUGGAUUUCAGUGACAUCAUGGUUACCAUUCGGUCUCACAUGCUCACUCCCUUUGUGGAGGAGAAUUUAGUUUCAGCAGCUGGAGGCAGCAUCUCACACCAGGUUAGCUUCUCCUACUUCAAUGCAUUUAACUCCUUACUGAAUAAUAUGGAGCUUGUUCGUAAGAUAUAUAGCACUUUAGCUGGCACAAGGAAAGAUGUCGAAGUCACAAAGGAGGAGUUUGCCCAGAGUGCCAUACGCUAUGGACAAGUCACUCCACUAGAAAUUGAUAUCCUCUACCAACUUGCAGACUUAUAUAAUGCUACAGGGCGCUUGACUUUGGCAGAUAUUGAGAGAAUAGCUCCGUUGGCUGAGGGAGCCUUACCUUACAACCUGGCAGAACUUCAGAGACAGCAAUCGCACGGUUUAGGCAGGCCGAUCUGGCUCCAGAUUGCCGAGUCUGCUUACAGAUUCACUCUGGGCUCAGUUGCUGGAGCUGUGGGAGCCACUGCAGUAUAUCCUAUAGAUCUGGUGAAGACCCGCAUGCAAAACCAGCGUGGCACUGGCUCUGUUGUUGGGGAGCUGAUGUACAAAAACAGCUUUGACUGUUUUAAGAAAGUCUUGCGUUAUGAGGGCUUCUUUGGACUCUACCGGGGUCUGAUACCACAGCUUAUAGGGGUUGCUCCAGAAAAGGCCAUUAAACUGACUGUUAAUGAUUUUGUCCGGGACAAAUUUACCAGAAGAGAUGGCUCCAUUCCACUUUUAGCAGAAAUUCUUGCUGGAGGUUGUGCUGGCGGCUCUCAAGUCAUCUUUACUAAUCCAUUGGAGAUAGUAAAGAUUCGCCUGCAGGUAGCUGGAGAAAUCACCACAGGACCCAGGGUCAGUGCCCUGAAUGUACUCCGGGACCUGGGACUUUUUGGUCUGUAUAAGGGUGCCAAAGCGUGUUUCCUCCGAGACAUUCCCUUCUCUGCAAUUUAUUUUCCUGUUUAUGCUCAUUGUAAACUACUUCUGGCUGAUGAAAAUGGACACGUGGGAGGUAUAAAUCUCCUUGCAGCUGGAGCCAUGGCAGGUGUGCCUGCUGCUUCUCUGGUGACCCCCGCUGAUGUCAUCAAGACAAGAUUGCAAGUGGCCGCCCGUGCUGGCCAGACGACAUACAGUGGUGUCAUUGACUGUUUCAGGAAGAUACUCCGGGAAGAGGGGCCCUCAGCAUUUUGGAAGGGGACUGCAGCUCGAGUGUUUCGAUCUUCUCCCCAGUUUGGUGUUACCUUGGUCACCUAUGAACUUCUCCAGCGGUGGUUUUACAUUGAUUUUGGAGGCCUCAAGCCCUCUGGCUCAGAACCAACACCUAAGUCACGCAUCGCAGACCUUCCUCCUGCCAAUCCUGAUCACAUCGGUGGAUACAGACUGGCCACAGCCACUUUUGCUGGCAUUGAAAACAAGUUUGGCCUUUAUCUCCCCAAAUUUAAAGCUCCUAGUGUUGCUGUGGUUCAGUCAAAGGCAGUGGCGGCGGCCGCUCAGUGAUGAGACAACCACUGAGUGUGGCAAAAUGGUUGCCCUGGAGAGAGGGGCCUCGAAGAGCAGCCCUGUAAUGUAUCCAGUCAGCUGCAUGGUGCUGACUGAGCUGAGGAGUCAAACUAUUCUUUCUAUAUGACAUAUACAUAUAUUUGUUUAUAAAGUAAUCAUUUGCCCAGGAAAAAGCUACAAUGCAGUUUCAAGCUUUAGUCUUAAGUGUUGAAAUGUUUUCUAAGCCUUGGCAUGAAUUAGUGUUCUAGACUGCUUUGCACAGCUUGCACUUAUAGUGACUGUACAUAUUGUACAUCUUUGUACAGAGACAUCUUGGCACCUCAUCCCAACAAAUCACGUUUAUAGAAUGUAAUGCGGUUCUAAGUGGCUUGAAAUGUACAGAAUGUUUUGAAAGUGUUUUAUUAAGAGUCACACAAAAAUAAAUGUAUUAAAAUUAAAUUCAUUCUCUUAUUGGUGACUUAUAGAAAUAAAGCAUCAAUAUUGGAUGUAUUUAAUUCCCAGCUCGUUUUCCAUUCUGGAAUAAAAAGGUAUUUGCUGAUAAGGAGGCAUAAUGAGGCCAAGUGCUUACACCAUUGAAUAAGAGAUCCUUGGAAGAUGCAUGCUAGUAGAUGCCAGAGGACCAGGCUAAUGACUUGUGUGUGCUGAUGUGUUUCCAUUUGUAUUUAAUAUGUGUAUAGAUUCUCCUCUGUUCAUCAAUCAAAAGGCAUUUCCUAGACAGCUCCUCUCCUGUCAGUGGGCAUACGGAAAUAGGGAUGUCUCCAGCAUUACUGGCUUAGUUUUGCUUUCCUCUGACACAGCAAGGCAAGGGCCUAGCUUUUAAGAUUAAAAGAUACUUUGGCAAUUUUCCUUCAUAUGGACAUGUUUCCAAUCAAAAAUAAAAUGCACACCAAAAUGUAUGCAUGUAGUUGGAUUUUCCUUCAUAAAUACUCUGAUAGUGCUUUUUAUUUUGAUUCACUACCAGUUCCAAAGAACUCAUGAUCAGGAAUCCCUCUCUCCCACUUCUAUAAGAAAGUAUUUGAUUUGGAAAGGGCUCUGGGAGUGAGGGGAGGGAGGACGAUAAAGAGAAGCUGUAUCUUGGGAUUUUUAGUGGGGUCUAGGUUCUUCCUUAUGAAUCCAAAUACAAACUACUUAUUCCAAAAGUCACUCACCCAGGAUGUGAUUACUAAUUUAGAUCUAAACAUGCAUCUUGACAGCCACAUCUGCACUUUGCUGUGCUUGUGAUUUGAUGUGUACGUCAGAAUUUACUUUAGCAAAGUGCUUUGGGAAAACAUUAUUGCUGUUGCCGAUAAGCCGGGAUAGGAGAAUGUAUGCAAAUAUUUUCAAGGGACAAACUUGGAGAUAGACCAAGUCACUUAGUAUCCUACACAACACUCAUUACUUGAUGGCUGACAGGUCUGUAACACAACUAUAGGCACUCUCAGGCCCUCCAGCAACAAAAGACUUAGCUUUGAAAGCAAGUUAUUUCCAAAUGUAUUCAGUUCUCAUUGGAAUGGAAUAAAUAACAAUACAGUUGUUCACUAUUGCCACCUGUUAAAAAUACGCAAGUAGCCCAUGGAUAUGUUCUUACAAAAGAUUCAUAGAAUAUCUGUGCAUAUAAUUGACCUUUGAACAACUUGGGGGCUAGUGGUACCAACCCCCUGUGCAGUGGGAAAUGGGCGUAUAACUUUUGACUCCUGAAAACUUAACUACUAAUAGCUUACUAUUGACCAGAAAGAAGCCUUACUGAUAACAGGAUCAAUUAGCACAUAUUUUAUAUGUAUUAAAUACUGUAUUCUUGUAAUAAAAUAAGCUAGAACAAAGAAAAUGUUAAGAAAAUCAUAACACAGUCCUGCAUUGACGAAAUAUAAGUAGACCACACAGUUCAAACCCAAGUUGUUUGUAGGUCAACUGUAUAGAGAAAGAUGUGAAAGUGCCCUCCUUACCCCGCUUCUCCCUUUACCACUUGCUUCCUGAGAGGUAAUCACUGCUAAUAGGUUAGAGUCUAAAUUUGCAGUCUGUUUUUCAUACAUCUAUAUAAAGAUAUAUGUACAUAUUUAUAUUUUAAGAACAGGAUUAUGCUAUGUAUGUAUUGUUCUGUGACUGUCGUUCACUUAAUAUCUUUGAGAUCUUUCCAUGCCAGUUCAUAGAGAUUUAUCUUAAUUUUUAAUAGCUGCGUAGUAUUCCAUAGUAUGGUUAUAGACACUUUUAGUAAAUACUCCCUUAUUGACAUUCAUUUUUUUUUUUUUUACUACUGCAAGAACUGCUGCAGUGAAUGGUACACAUCUUUGUACAUAUAUUUUGAGUACAUGUGCUAAUAUUUCAUUAGCGUAUUUGAAAUUUGGACUGAUAAUUCACAAGAUAAUAUGGGUUUUACAUUGAUGUCUGUAUUGCCACAUUGUUCUUCAAAAAGGCUUUAUUGAUUUACUUUCCUACUGACAGCAUAUAAGAAUGCCUAUUUCUUUGUAACCUCAGAAAAAAUGGGUAUUAUCAGUCUUUCCUUUUAGGUAAAUCAUGAUGGAUGAUCACUGUGGUUUUAAUUUUUGUUUUCCUAAUUACUAAUGAGGUUGAAUGUCUUUUCAUAUUUACUGGCCAUUUGUAUAUUUUCUUAUUGUGGAAUAUACAGAAAGUACAUGAGACAUACGUGUAUGUAUGUAUAUACACACAUCUUUUAAAAUCAUAAAGUGAACACUAGUGUAACUACCCUGUCAAGAAAUACAGUAUUUUUGUAUUUCUAACACCUCUGAAGUUCCCACAUGAUUCUCCCCAUCACACUCCUUCUCUCUUCUUUAACACCAGUCCUACUCUUCAUUUCUUUAUAGUUUUACACCCAUAUAUACAUCCCUAAAUAUUUAGUUCAUUUCUGAAAUUUAUGAGUCAAAUUAUAUUAUAGACUUUGAGACUUCUUUUGCUAAAAAUGUUUAUAAGAUUCAUCCAUGUAAUUGUAUGUAGCUAUGCUUUGCUUAUUCCAUUAUAUGAAUAUAUUAUAAUUUUUCCAUUUUAGUUUGGACAUCUGGGUGGUUUCUAACUUGGGGAUAUUACAAAUAGUGGAUAUUUUGUAUGUGUAUUCUAGAGUAUGCACUUUAUU
Molecule: messenger RNA, 5389 nt
Organism: Acinonyx jubatus (cheetah)
Lineage: Eukaryota; Metazoa; Chordata; Mammalia; Carnivora; Felidae
Gene: SLC25A12
Product: solute carrier family 25 member 12
Exons: 18
Coding region: 280-2322 (680 amino acids)
Biological process (GO): malate-aspartate shuttle; L-glutamate transmembrane transport; aspartate transmembrane transport
Molecular function (GO): L-glutamate transmembrane transporter activity; calcium ion binding; L-aspartate transmembrane transporter activity
Source: RefSeq, a predicted model, not a curated record